AUGGCAGCACUCCUAUCAACAUCGGCGUUGAGACGCAGGCUGAGGACGGCCAUCGACAACGACUCGCCCGGGAGGCGGCUGUGGAGUUGGAGCGGGCCGAGUCGGGAGGCGGAAGAAAAGGUUGCCAGGCCGGCGGCUUCGCUGCUCUCGUGGGAGGAGUUACGAGCCAUAGUCUUCGUUCUGCUGCCAUUCUACGUCUUCAGCGAUGGAAUACCAGCCAGGUGGAGCAUCGCCUCAACCGCAGACGUAGUCGUGUGUACAGCCUACGCUGUCGGGGUGACAACAUGUUUCGUCCUUUCCACGGCCUUCCACACCCUCAUGUCCCACAGCGAAUCCAUGUACCUCUCGGGCAUCAAAGCCGACUUCCACGGCGUCCUCGCCCUAAUGUGGUCCUCCGUCUUCCCCCUGGCGCACAACGUGUUCCCCUGCUCUCCGGCCGCGCGGGACGCCUACGUCGGUCUGACGGGCCUGCUGGCCGCCCUCUGCGCCGCGGCGACGGCGAGGCCGGACCUGGGCGCCGUGGACUUGGGACACCACCGCGCCGCGCUGUUUGCUGCGUUUGGGCUCGCGGCGUUUGUGGCGCCCAUCGGGCAUGGGGUGGUGCUGGCUGCGGAUGGUGGACGAGAGGUGUGGUACAAGGUUGGCGGGUGGUGGGUUUUGGGGACGGCGGGGUGGAAUUGUGUUGCUGUUUUGGUGUAUUGGGCCAAGGUUUUGGCUGCUGCUCUUUCGUAUGCAAAGGCCGUUGUGGUGGCUUUCGACUAUAGACAUGCGCAGGAGCUCGUGUGCUGA
This is a messenger RNA of Colletotrichum lupini, 789 nucleotides long. RefSeq lists its product as uncharacterized. Gene Ontology annotation, molecular function: signaling receptor activity. The record is from RefSeq and is a predicted model, not a curated record. Lineage: Eukaryota; Fungi; Ascomycota; Sordariomycetes; Glomerellales; Glomerellaceae. Bases 1 to 789 code for a protein of 262 amino acids. Gene Ontology annotation, cellular component: membrane. The transcript has 4 exons.